AUUACUUGAAACAAAUUCCAAGAUGUCCUAGAUUUUCAUUUUUCUUCGACGGCCAUUUAAUCAGGCCACGAGCUUUUAACAAAGAAAAGCAAAGCCCUUUUAAAGAUAACUAUGGGUCUGAGUGACACCCUUAGGCCGUCACUACUGGCCUCGAACGGUGAAAACUGGAUCACAUCGCCUGAAUUAGUUCGAUCAAAUUUGCAUUUUGAGCCUGAAAUAUUUGUUAGUUCGGCUACGCAUCUUCUGGCAAAUCCAAAUUUGACAUCCGGACACCUCUUUCGGGCGGAUAUUCUGUUUGACAGCUCCGGCAUAUUGAAGACUCCGGCGGAAAAGGAGAGAGAGACUGCUAGCUCCGAAGAUGUUUCUGUCGAUGUUUACCAGGAGUUGGCUGUUGAGCCUUUGCCUGCUCCAGCUUUUGAUUCUUUUUCCUUGACUAGAACAAUUUUGAGGAGAUUUAUUCCCAGGAAACAGAAGUUGGACCCCAUGCUGGAUCAAACCUGUCACUUUUAUUCGCAGACAGCUGUUAUGCAGGAUCAGGGUGUAAAAGUAGAAAGGUGCCUUUUGAUAUAUCUGCCCCAUUUCUCAUCCGAGGAGCAAGUUCCUUUUUACCAUCCAUGUGUUCGGGGUUUGGGGUUUCUAUACGAGUUCUCCAGACCGUUGUUUGGCGAUUCCGACAGUUCGUCUAAGGGUACGGGGACUUUAUCACUUCACUUCAUUCCAUUCUCCCAUGGCAUACCAGAAACAGUACCAUACCGUCUUGAACGCACGUGUUUAGCACUAUUAUCAACACAUGUCCGCCUCGCUCGCAGCCCAUCAGCUAAAUCCAAUACAACCGGAAGCCAACCGAAGCCGUACAAGGAUAACAUCAUCCCUCAACAUGUGGUUCAGACAACAUAUGCAAGAUUAAAGGAUAAAUAUGCAUCGAUUCUGAUUCAAAACUGGGCCGAGGUUACAGAGCCUUCGAAACAUGUCUUUGAAGAUAUUGCCAUAGCGGCUUUCUUAAUCGAGCUUUGGAAGAUUAUGUAUACCCAAAAUUCUUGCAAUGGGCAGGAAGAGUGUGAGAAGAGAAAAUCAGCAACCUCCUCGUUUCCUGGCUUUGUGGAUAUCGCCUGUGGAAAUGGUGUGCUGGUCUACCUCCUGCAUGCUGAAGGCUACAGAGGAUGGGGGUUCGAUGCGCGAAGACGCAAAAGCUGGGAGAAGUACCCACCCUCAACGCAAGACCGUCUCAAGGAGAGUAUCUGCAUACCAUCAAUAUUUCGAAGCGCAGCAUCCGAACAAAUCCCAGAUACCGUCGAAACCAACGACGGCGUUUUCGAAAAGGACACAUUCAUAAUCUCAAACCACGCCGACGAACUUACAAUCUGGACCCCUCUUCUCGGUGCUCUGGCCCAGCCAACCUCCCCUUUACCAUUCCUCGCCAUCCCUUGCUGCUCGCACUCCAUAUCAGGCAGCAAAUAUCGAUAUCCACCGCCCAAAAAGCCGUCAGCGAAGUCAAAUACGGAAGGUCAGCCCAACGAGAAGCACAGCCAGGACACUCAACCCUCGACUGGCGAUUUAAAAGCCCUUCGUGCUACUAAACUUGCCGAAAGAGACGAUCCAGGCCUCCCGUCUUCCACAUACGGAGCAUUGACUGCCAAAACGGUGAGCCUCGCGGAAGAGCUUGGGUACGACGUCGAGAAGACACUGAUGCGCAUCCCGAGUACGCGAAAUAUUGGAAUAAUUGGUGGUUUAAAUACUUGGAAAGCGUCAAAAGGUAACCAGGGGAAUAGCACUGGCGAGAGUUGGGACAGCGGGGAGAUGGAAGAGCGGGUUCGGCAAGUGGUGGAACGUGAGGCCAUGAAGGACGGUGGCUUGAAAGCUGCAGCAGGCAUUUGGAUCGAUAGGUCGUUGGGAUUACAUCGAGGUCAAGGGAGAGGGAAAGUAAAAGGCGGCGAACAGCAUGGAUGA
Coccidioides immitis RS is the source of this 1947-nucleotide messenger RNA. RefSeq names its product tRNA (uracil-O(2)-)-methyltransferase. The record is from RefSeq and is a predicted model, not a curated record. Gene Ontology annotation, molecular function: tRNA (uridine) methyltransferase activity. Gene Ontology annotation, biological process: tRNA methylation. Bases 112 to 1947 code for a protein of 611 amino acids. NCBI's taxonomy places the organism in Eukaryota, Fungi, Ascomycota, Eurotiomycetes, Onygenales, Onygenaceae. The transcript has a single exon.